This is a messenger RNA of Plasmodium inui San Antonio 1, 369 nucleotides long. RefSeq lists its product as hypothetical. NCBI's taxonomy places the organism in Eukaryota, Apicomplexa, Aconoidasida, Haemosporida, Plasmodiidae. Bases 1 to 369 code for a protein of 122 amino acids. The record is from RefSeq and is a predicted model, not a curated record. The transcript is spliced from 6 exons.
AUGAAGUACUCAGCUUUUAGGACCUCCAUGAGGUUUGCUGCCAAAUUCUGCGGCAACAACAACUACAAGCUCUACCUGAACAGCGUGCCUCAGUUUUCCACCUUCGCCUAUGGGAAGCAUCUAAAAACCAACCCCCUCACGAACAGACUUGACGAUCUGCUAAAGCGGAACUCCACGCUGAUCAGCGCAAUUAGCAUUAACGGACUGGAUGACUUAAUCACGCAGUCGUCGAAAAUUGAAUCGAUUUCAAUGGCAGAUUGGCUACUCAACUUAGUGGAAGAAUAUCAAUCCCAAGACAGAUGUAUACAUUUUAUGAACACUAAUUCUAUCACGUGUAAAUAUGACCACAAUAAGGUUAGCACUUUUUAA